AUGUCGCUAGCGAUUCUUUCGUGUCUAGAUGACCCAUCAGAUCUUGUCCGUGCGAGUGCUGUCUCACGCUCCUGGAGAGAGUUUGUGAGAAGGUUCAGUCUCUCCAAGAACCUGUGCUUGAAGUUGUUCCAUCGGCUAAGCAGUGUGGAUCGUAUAACAGAAGCAAGUAAUGAUAGAGACGAAGAAGAGUCCUCCGAGGCGGGGCCAAGCAGCCUCAUGGACACAAGGGUACUAGAGAGAGAGCACAGGGCUUAUGCCUUGUUGGCCAGAGGAUGCAAGUCGUCCCCUAUCAGAAGCUGUAUCGCCGAAGCCAUUGUAGCGUCUAGUACUGAUAACUACCCAGCAGAGAGCAUCUUGAACACACUCGAAGAAAGAGAUAAAAUUGAUAACAACACCCCUUCGUAUUGGUCGAGUACAGGACAACACAAGACCUCGGUCCCCGAAACACUUCUUUACAAGCUCAAGGCUGAUUUGUGCGUCAUUACUGAGUUCAGCGUUCAGCCUUUCCAAGCUUAUUUUCAGCCCGGUACGCCGAUAUACUCUUCACAUUAUGUUCGUUUCCGGUUGGGUCACCACAAUGCCAAUUCACAGGAGAAGAAAAGUGAGUCAGGAAAGGUUCCUCCGGUCGAAAGCAACUAUGUGUGGACCUACACUUCACAGGAGUUUCCGAUGGCUCAGGAAAAUCGGUUGCAGAACUUUAAGCUUCCAGAACCCGUUCUUUGCGUUGGUGGGUAUCUACUAAUCGAGCUGCUAGGUCGAGUUCAGACACAAGAAAUGGAUGGCCUAUACUACAUAUGCGUGUCGCAUGUCAAAGUGAUGGGAAGAGCACUAGCGAAAUCGUUUCGGGUGGUGGAUCCGGAUGAGUCAGGAAAGUUUGGGUUGAAGGUAGUGAGUUACAGUGAUCCACAAGAAAUGGACGAGAUGGAAGAAGAGGCAGAGCAAAGUCCUCAAGAAUUGGAUGAGAUGGAAGAAGAGGAAGAGCAAAGGCACCUUGGGCCGGUGAGAAACCCUCGGCUUAGUCCGAUGAGGAACCUUGAACAGCUCUUGAAUUUCCUGCGCAGGCGUCCUCGCGACGUCGAUUAUGUUUGGCCUGAGUCAGACGAUACUGACUCAGACGAGGAGGUUUAG
Molecule: messenger RNA, 1128 nt
Organism: Thlaspi arvense
Lineage: Eukaryota; Viridiplantae; Streptophyta; Magnoliopsida; Brassicales; Brassicaceae
Source: the annotation of a GenBank genome assembly